Molecule: messenger RNA, 1601 nt
Organism: Gadus morhua (Atlantic cod)
Lineage: Eukaryota; Metazoa; Chordata; Actinopteri; Gadiformes; Gadidae
Product: zona pellucida-like domain-containing protein 1
Exons: 11
Coding region: 173-1366 (397 amino acids)
Source: RefSeq, a predicted model, not a curated record
AUAUAUACUGCACCCGCAGCCCCCACUAAUUAAAUCAGAAAACAGAUGCAAGAGCUGACCACCCUGGACCCUACAGAUAUUCUGCUCUGCAUGAUUUGGGGUUUCCAGCCUAUGCUUCCACUGAUGCUAUUGGUUUUCUUUAUAUUUUGACUCCAGCUUUCUAUAGAGCCUGAUGGGGGCGAUGGCUCUUAUCAGCUUGCUCGGCCUGACGUCCCUCUUUAUUGCGGGCCACGAGGCCCUCUCCUUAUCUGAAUGUGGACCGUUUGGUAGAAGACCCGAAUACACUGAUAUCUCCGUGGUGUGUGGGACCUCGGCCAUCGAGCUGGCCAUUCAGAUCUGCCCCGCCAUCUACACGGGCUACAACGAGAGCCUGCUUCUCCUGAACCUCGUCAACGACAACAACACCUGCAAGGGGACCCUGGAUGUCUGGGCGGUGCCCCCGGUUCUGAAGUUCUCCUUCCCCAUCAGGGACGGCAACGCCUGUGGGAGCAACUUUCAGACCACCAACUCACCCGGGACAGGGAUCUUUUCCGACUAUUCCAACACCCAAAAUGUCAACGUGAGUGGCAUAGUCCAGUCCUUCGACCCCACCAUCGGAACCAUCACCUACAACGCCGAGCUCAAGUACUACUACUCCUGUGCCUACCCCCUGGAGUACCUCGUCAACAACACACAAGUAGACGUGUCAGCCUCUUCCGUCGCCUUGAAGGACAAAAAUGGGAGCUUCGUCAGCACCCUGCGCAUGGAGCUGUUUGACGAUGCCAACUAUGAGUCUCCCCUGAUCAUCCCCAGUCUGGGGGUGGAACUGAGAACCAAGAUCUACGUCCAGGUGGUCGCAUCCAACCUCACGUCCCAGUUCCAUGUUUUCCUGGACCGCUGCUACGCCUCCAUCUCUCCAGGGCCCUCCGACUCCACCUUCUUCAACCUCUUUGUCCCGUGCUCAAUCGACCCGCUGACCACCAUGAUGGAGAACGGCGACAGCCAGACGGCACGCUUCUCCUUCUCCGCCUUCCGCUUCAUCGAGCAGCAGAACGAGACCGUGUCCACCUACUACCUGCACUGCAUCACCCGGCUCUGCGAGAACGCUGCCUGCAGCACCUUCCAGACGUGCAAUGAGAGGAGGAGGAGGAGCGUGACCACCGCAGUGGUGCAGGAGGGGCUGACGGAGCCGUCCCUUCUCACAGUGCCUAUUAAGACCAAGGCGGAGGGCACCACUACGACCAAAGAAGAGGAGCACCCUAGUGGCCAGGGUCAGAACGGCGGGUCCAUCGGUCUUGGCAUCGCCGUAGGGGUCCUGCUACUUGUCGGAGCCGCGGCGAUGCUGACGGCUGCAACCUUCUACCGAAGAAUGAGACGGUUGAGCUAGACGACGUCUCAAAGAUCCAGGACUGGGAGAAAGUAUAGAGAUAUGUUAUGCUUGCUGGCAUAAUGUAGCACUUUAUGUGGAAUUAUUGGACUAUAGCUGUAGGUCUGAGUUACUGUGUCAAUACAACUGUUUAAAAGUCCAUUAUAACUAAAUGGAAAGGGGAAGAUAAAUGAAUAAAGAAGAUCAACUGCCAUACUACAUUGGAGAUUGAUAAAGACGAAAUGAUAGAAAGAAA